Molecule: messenger RNA, 1739 nt
Organism: Populus trichocarpa (black cottonwood)
Lineage: Eukaryota; Viridiplantae; Streptophyta; Magnoliopsida; Malpighiales; Salicaceae
Exons: 7
Coding region: 324-1535 (403 amino acids)
Biological process (GO): endoplasmic reticulum tubular network organization
Cellular component (GO): endoplasmic reticulum tubular network
Source: RefSeq, a predicted model, not a curated record
AUACCUCUCUCACUGGCACUCCGUCCCCACUCUCUCUUAACAAAUUAAAAAAUAAAAAAUAAAAUCAAGAAACCCAAAUUGGAAGGAAGAGUUUCUUAACUCAUUUGAUCGCUCCUCCCUCGCUUUGAUCCCCACCCAUUCUAUAUUGUAAUAAAUAAAACACGAAAGAGAAAGAGAGAGAAGAAGAAAAUUAGAGACAGAGAACCGUUGGACGGAGCGAUUCAUAACAAAUACUACACAACACAACAGUAGCAGGCGGCGACGAAGACGAAGAAAUUGUAAUAAGAAUAUAAUCUUUUCCAAAAGAGCCUCAGAUCGGGAAUAUGGGCGGGGAGGACAAUAAGGAGACAGCCACCGAUAGUCAAGACUCAUCAUCACCUGCCGUUAAGAAGCGCAGCGGCGGAGGUAUUCUAUCCCGUGUUUGGAAGGCUGUCUUUAGACCUCACGGUGACGAUUUCGAGAAGAGACUGCAACACAUUUCUAAGGAAGAGGCUGCUGUUUUAUCUAGAAUCAAUCGGAGAUCCCGCAAUCGGAGGAAGAUCACUCGCCAUCUCAUUGUUUUCUCUGUCCUUUUUGAGGUUAUUGCAGUCGGUUAUGCUAUCAUGACCACAAGAUCAAUGGAUAUGAAUUGGAAGAUGAGGGCUUUUCGAAUCUUACCAAUGUUUCUUUUGCCUGCUUUAUCAUCCCUUGCGUAUUCUGCCUUUGUAAGCUUCACCAGGAUGUGUGAUCGCAGAGAUCAAAAAACUCUGGAGAGGCUUCAGGCUGAAAGGCAAGCGAAAAUUGAUGAACUUAAAGAGAAGACAAAUUAUUAUUCGACUCAGCAGCUCAUUCAGAGAUAUGAUCCUGACCCGGCAGCUAAGGCAGCUGCUGCAACUGUCCUUGCAUCUAAGCUGGGUGCAGAUUCUGGCUUGAAAGUGUACGUUGGAGAUGAAUCUAAGCCAACUCUUCCUACAGGGAAGAGUAAUGAUGCUGAGUUUGUGCAAGCUAGUGGGCUCAGAAAUAGAAAGCAAGUGCACACAACAUCCAGUAGUUCAGGGAGCACUCUGGUGCAGCAUUCUGAUGAAGAAAUGCCACUUUCUGUGCAAAGUGAAGGUCCUCUGACAUCUGAGCAUAAUCAGCUUGUUGUUGAGCAUUACACUCCGCAGGGAUAUACCACAUAUGAUGGGGGAUGGGUUGCUCGAAUUGCAGCAUUACUUGUGGGUGAGGAUCCAACACAAUCAUAUGCACUGAUAUGUGGCAACUGCCAUAUGCACAAUGGGCUUGCUAGGAAGGAGGAUUUUCCAUACAUUACAUAUUACUGCCCACAUUGUCGUGCCCUGAACCAGCCAAAACAACUAGAGGAGCGUGUUUCUGGUUCUAGUUCCCCCGGAUUGAGCACUUUGAGGAAAGGGACGGGGGGUAGCGCUGAACCCAUCAGCAAUGCUGGUGAUUCUCCGAGUGAUGAUAGUAUACUUGCAAGCAACAGCCUUGAUGGAGCUGGUUCUGAGAUUGAGGAAGUAACAGAGACGAUAGCAUCAAGGGAGGUUACUAGUUAAGACGGGAGCUAUGUAAUUAGAGGCGAGGUUUUGUCAUGUUCAGCCUAAAAGCUGACCUUAAGGGUUUGGGACUUGCUGGUUUGUAUUGGAUUUUUGAUCGUGCCUGCCAUGUAACAAACAGCAGCAACUUCCAUGAUAUUUGUGAGUGAGUUCUUUUCGUGGCCAAAGAUACAUGAAUAGAUCAAAUUGUCUUAUUGUUGCUUA